AAGGUGAUAUCAACCACCACGCUGUGUAGGCUUACACUCGCAGAACGAGUGAGCCCUACGGGAAGAAUUCGAUGAUCAUCCGAUGCGCCGCGUUGUAAUCACCGGCCUUGGCGCCGUAACACCGCUCGGCGCUUCCAUAUCGCGCACAUGGCGAGGACUUAUUGCUGGGAAGAGCGGACUUGUUGCCACGCCUGACUCUGAGGAAUAUAGAGCUAUCCCGAGUAGGGUCGCAGGGCUUGUGCCAACUGAAUUCAGGCAAAGUUUCAUAGAGCCUGUGCCGAAAGACGAAUCCUACGAGAGUAAGGCGCCUUUGAAGCACCUGUUGUGGAACGCAGAUGAGUGGCUUUCUGGAGCGGACCAGCGCCGGAUGGCCAAGUACACUCAGUAUGCUAUCGCUGCUUCGGAUAUGGCCCUCGCUGAUGCAGGGUGGGAUCCCAAGCCUGGAAGUAUUGGAGCUCAGGAUACGGGUGUCUGUCUAGGGAGUGGGAUUGGAAAUUUCGAAGAGAUUUACGACACCUCCAUCACCUACCACAAAGGAGGAUACAAAAAAGUCUCCCCCCUCUUCGUCCCCAAACUCCUUGUCAACCUCGCCGCCGGCCACAUCUCAAUGCGCCACUCCUUCCUCGGCCCCAACCACUCAGUCUCAACCGCCUGCACCACAGGCGCGCACUCCAUCGGCGACGCCGCACGCUUCAUCGCCUUCGGCGACGCCACCGUCAUGGUAGCCGGCGGUUCCGAAUCGUGCAUCCAUCCCCUCGCCCUCGCCGGCUUCGCGCGCUCCCGCUCCCUCUCAAGCGCCUACAACUCCACCCCCUCCGCCGCAAGCCGACCCUUCGACAGCGGACGCGACGGUUUUGUGAUAGGCGAGGGCGCGGGCGUGAUGGUGCUGGAGGAACUCGAGCAUGCGAAGGCGAGGGGCGCGCAGAUAUAUGCCGAGGUCCUGGGAUAUGGGUUGAGCGCUGAUGCGUACCAUAUGACUGCGCCAAGGGAGGAUGGGGCGGGGGCGCUGCUGGCGAUGAGGCGGGCGCUUAGGACGGCGGGGGUGAGGCCGGGGGAGGUGGGGUAUGUGAAUGCGCAUGCGACGUCGACGGUGAUUGGGGAUGCUGCGGAGGCGGCGGCGGUUAGGACGUUGAUGCUUGGGGAGGAAGGUGUAGAGAAGGAGGGGGAUGUGACGGUGAGUAGUACGAAGGGGGCUAUUGGGCAUCUUUUGGGUGCUGCGGGGGCGGUGGAGGCGAUAUUUGCGGUGCUGGCUAUUAGGGAGGGGGUUGUGCCGCCGACGCUGAAUUUGGACCAGCCAGAUCCGGAUAGGGGAUUUAAUUAUGUGCCGCUUCAUGCGCAGGAUAGGUCGGUUGAUGUUGCGAUCUCGAACUCGUUUGGGUUUGGUGGCACGAAUGCGACUUUGGUGUUUGCUAGGGAGGGGUACAGGAUAUAAUGUAUUCCUGGCCAGCCCCCAACCGGGGUCGCAACGAGGGCCGGAGGGGUGAAUCGAUGGGAAUAGCUUCAUGGACGAGCGCCUUGUGGCUAUGUACUUUUAUAAGGCGUGUGGUUUGGGUUCAUGUAUAAUAACCGUGUUUGAUUAUACGUUUGUGACAUUAAUUUUAAAUACGAAAUAAUAUAUUAUUUAGAGAAGC
Molecule: messenger RNA, 1631 nt
Organism: Pseudogymnoascus destructans
Lineage: Eukaryota; Fungi; Ascomycota; Leotiomycetes; Thelebolales; Thelebolaceae
Gene: CEM1
Product: Mitochondrial beta-keto-acyl synthase
Exons: 2
Coding region: 83-1432 (449 amino acids)
Biological process (GO): fatty acid biosynthetic process
Molecular function (GO): 3-oxoacyl-[acyl-carrier-protein] synthase activity
Source: RefSeq, a predicted model, not a curated record